AGUAAACUAAAGACAUUCAAAGAACCAUGGACUACUUUAUAAUGGACGUGGGCGGAGCUCGCCGCAUGUGCUCAGAUUUGGGCUACAUGAAUGACGGCGAGUAUAUGCUAGCAGACAAUUCUGCAGAUGUCCUAGAGGACAUCAUAGAGCAGUUGAGUGGGGAAGCCCCAGCAUGCUGGACUUUCAGACAACAACUUGGAAUAGAGGGCAUUGUUCACAAGGACCUGGUACUGGCAUUCCAAGCAUGCGCUACAAGCCAAGAUGUCUUUGCCUUGCUUGUCAAGUUAUUCGUCCUUUUAACAGAGGACACUCCAAGAGAAUGUGAGAAUUACCCAGAGAUAGCUCUGCUCCAUACGGAGGUUAUAGAUGCCUUCUGUAGCAACAAGGACAUGGUAGAGAUUCUGGUAGGAGAGCUUGGCACAAUGCUAGAGGAGAACGGAGAAUAUGACUUUGAUGAGGAGAGAAUCAGGAUUGUGAACGAUAUGUUUUUGCUCAUUAGGAACAUACUUUAUGAGACAUCCCCUCAUCAGAAAACUCAUCUUUACCUAUUUGCAUUGAAUUUAUUCGAGAAUGAUUUAGGAGCAAUCAUUUCUGCCUACUUAAAGCGAUCUCAAUUGGGCUGCUGGAGCAAUAACAUCACUCAAGUCUUGGCACUUCUGUUCCCAAUGCAGGCGGAAAUUCAUGAAAAGGGCCUCUUAGAGAGAGAAAAGGUCUCACGUAUGAGUCGAGUAACAUCAUCGGUGUACACAACUAGUCAGUUAAAGAAAAGCAGGAACACGAUCGAUGUCAAAUCAGCAAAGAAAUUAUGUGACCAUAUCUAUACAUUAAGAGCAGAGGUCCUAGAGAUGUCCGAAAGCCUACUUGGUAAAUUAGAAAUGUAUGUUAAACAGUUAGAAGAUGAGAAUGCCUCCAACUAUUACUUAUGGCUUAUAGGGGACCUCUUAAAGGCAAUUGAGAACAGCGAUAAACCUCAUGAACAGUUCAGAAAAUUUCCUUUUGUGAAGACCAUGGAAGUCUUACUCUACAUGGGUACAACAGAACUUGAGAUAUUGGCUACUAAAGACCAAACUGAAAGAUUUGAAAUUGCUCGUCAUAGAUUCCCUUUGAUUGCUGGAGAUCUGAAGAUUGCCAUGGUUACACUGUUGUCAUUCACAAAGACUGAACUCUCUGAUGAAAAUGCUGAUCACCUGAUUCAAACAAUCUUCAAGCUGAGUGAGCAGCCUGAUAUGGGUCGAUUCUUUGUGCUGGCGAUCACGCAGUGUAUGGAGGGCGUCCUAGAGGUUGAUCCACUGAAACAUCUUAUCAUGGCAAAUCACAAUCUGCUUCUUCUCAUAGACUUGCUCAGGAAAUCUAAGUUGGAGACAGGAUUCGACAUCAAGAAACAUGUAGAAAUGUUUGCAUCAAGGAAUAUCAUGGCACAGUAUGGACGAGCACUAGAAGCAUUCGAGACCAAUGGAUUUCAACUGAACGAGUGUAUUUGUACCAUGAUGUACCACAUUGCUGGCGAUUGCGAUGCUAUAGAUUUUCUGCUUCAGCCUGAGAUUCUCAUGACGUUCAUGAACAUCAUGGACCAGGAGUUCUGGUUCUCAGUGGAACACAAUGAUAUGAUAGAAUGCGUAAUGAAUCAGUUCUUAAAAAGAGCAGAGAAUGACCCAGAGAACUUGGUGAAUGGAAUGGUUGGGAAUCUGCCAAUGGACAGUGAUGAUAGUGAGACAAGUGAUAGUUCCUGUAGUGACGAGGGUUCUAGUGACGCUACAAUGGAGGAUGAAUGUGAGAUAGACCCCAAUGACCUUGAGACAAUAAUUGAGCUCUCCAAUGAAACAGACGACAUCUCUGAAUUAGUACGAGAGACGGGAAAAGUGCUGAAUAUUCAGUCAGUCAAACAAAUAAGCAGUAAGCUGUAUUCCCUUGGACUAAUCACAGGCAGUGAUAUAGACAGCCUCUUACCUCAGGUUGAGUCGCGUGAUGCCAAUCUUGAGAACAUUAUGGCCGAGUUAACAAAAGGUUGCCUUGGUUACGGAAUCUCUUUUCUCAAAUCUGAGCUACUGGAAGCUGUUUAUGUUAAAUUAGGAGGGAGGAAGUUGAGUGAGGAGAAUGUCCUACCUGCCAGUACAGUUAUGUCUCAAUGUCAUGGUCUCUGGAAGGAUAUUCCCAUUAUCCAUUACACGGAAGCAGAAAGCAGACUUCUCGAUAGCGCCCCCUAUACCAAGUUGCUCAAAACACUUGGCUUGAAGAGUCCUUAUCAUAUAUAUCCCAGAAUUCCACAUGACUUAAGCCCGUGGAAGACUUAUGAACUUGCGAGUUUGCUGGGUCCUAUUGAUGAAGAUCAGCUAAAGUUCAAUGUGGAGCAACUGAAACUACACGCUGAGGGAAAACUCAAACUACCAGCUGAAGAAAUCGUUGAAAAAUUUACAAGCUUGUCCGUGAAUGAGAAGAAUAAUUCUAGUAGACCGAAUAAAAAAGUAACAGACCUCCCGUCAGAUAUGUGGUUGUACUACAUUCAAAAGAAUAAUCUCCGUCAACAAGAGGGUGCUACAGCAACACAACAAAGUGGCAUGGUGGGUUAACCCUUAUGGGGCCCAAUUCUAGGUUUAACCCUUCUGGGCCCUGAGGACAUUUAGGACCAUAUCAUUUUCAUUGCGUAGUUCAAGGAGCCUAUGUAAAUGCAUGAUUUUGUGCAGAAGGGGUCUUCAUCAUCUGUUUUCACUAAGAAUCCAUAUUACCAUGGUUACAAGAUAUAUUGGAGAGAUUACAUAACUCCUUUAUAGAGUGUUUCUGAUGUUUAUAAAGUUUGUGUACUAUGUCAUCGCUUUUCGCAUAGUGCUAUAAGUUUGUAAGGAAUAGCUUUCCAAAAGUUACUCUUCAGUUUGAAAUCAGGUAAAAAAGUGUAAAUUAGUGCAGUGUUAGAUAUUAAGCAUUUUUUACCUGGUUAAAUUUGACUAUUUUAGGAGUUAAAUCUUAAUCAUUAUGGAAAAUCAUGAUGAUUGUACAGUGAAACCUAUAAAGUGGAA
This is a messenger RNA of Owenia fusiformis, 3011 nucleotides long. Lineage: Eukaryota; Metazoa; Annelida; Polychaeta; Sabellida; Oweniidae. The record is from the annotation of a GenBank genome assembly.